UUUCUAAAAGAUCCAUUCGGUUGAUUUGAUUUGUUUAUCGAAAUCAUAAGCCCAAAAAUUUUCCAGAUCCAGAAUAUUCUAGCGGAUUUGGUUCGCGUCUCCAUCGUCCGGUUUCCGUCAAUCUCUCAACGGGUAUGAAUAACCCGCCCGUUUUACGAGCUGAAUACUGAGGUCUGAGAGCAGCCAACAUAAUUCUAGAAGUCUCUCUUAUCAACUCGUAAAACCCAUUUUCAAACCAAAAUUCAUUGAUUCUAGGGUUUUAUUUUAUCUUCUGGACUCUCCUUGAUCUAUCUUCAUUUCCAAUUUUAUCGCAUAAUAGCACUCUACUGUUACUCCCUGUAAUCUAAGGUUCCAGAAAUGGCCGCAGCUCAGCUCGGAGCGUCCUCAGUUUCGGUUUCAGUCAGGAGCUUGUCUUUUGAAGGGUUGAGACCUUCUACUGUCAAGCUUGCAAAUUUUGGUACUCUGAAGGCAGGUGGUGUAUCCCAACGGUCUCUCCGGGGCUUGGUUGUGAAAGCUGCUACUGUGGUCUCCCCCAAGUACACGUCGAUUAAGCCUUUGGGUGAUAGAGUGCUGGUGAAGGUUAAGGUUGCAGAGGAGAAGACUGAUGGUGGAAUUUUACUUCCAACCUCUGCUCAAAAUAAGCCUCAAGGAGGUGAGGUGGUGGCUGUUGGAGAGGGGAAGACAGUUGGGAAGACCAAAGUGGACAUUUCUAUCAAGACUGGCACCCAGGUUGUUUAUUCCAAGUAUGCAGGAACUGAGGUGGAGUUCAACGGUUCAAGUCAUCUUAUAUUGAAGGAAGAUGAUAUCGUUGGUGUACUUGAGACGGAUGAUAUCAAGGAUCUCAAGCCUUUGAAUGAUAGAGUAUUCAUAAAGGUAGCUGAGGCUGAGGAGAAGACUGCUGGAGGCUUGUUGCUGACAGAGGCAGCCAAAGAGAAACCUUCAAUUGGCACUAUAGUAGCAGUUGGACCUGGACCUCUUGAUGAGGAAGGCAACAGGAAACCUCUGUCCUUAUCCCCGGGGAACACAGUUUUGUAUUCAAAGUAUGCAGGGAAUGACUUCAAGGGAAAUGAUGGUAGCAUCUACAUUGCACUAAGGGCUUCCGAUGUGAUGGCAGUUCUCUCUUAGUCUGUCUUUUUCGUGUGUUUCAUGUAUCACGGAAUUUUGUGGUGGAGUUACCUCAGGCACGUUGAGUAUAAAUGAAGUCUUUGAAUAUAAAUUGACUGCUGCUUCACUCUUCCAA
Messenger RNA from Manihot esculenta (cassava), 1240 nucleotides. Its product is annotated as 20 kDa chaperonin, chloroplastic. Bases 358 to 1125 code for a protein of 255 amino acids. Gene Ontology annotation, cellular component: mitochondrial matrix; chloroplast. NCBI's taxonomy places the organism in Eukaryota, Viridiplantae, Streptophyta, Magnoliopsida, Malpighiales, Euphorbiaceae. The record is from RefSeq and is a predicted model, not a curated record. Gene Ontology annotation, biological process: positive regulation of superoxide dismutase activity. The transcript is spliced from 6 exons. Gene Ontology annotation, molecular function: protein folding chaperone; protein-folding chaperone binding; transition metal ion binding.